Molecule: messenger RNA, 408 nt
Organism: Daucus carota subsp. sativus
Lineage: Eukaryota; Viridiplantae; Streptophyta; Magnoliopsida; Apiales; Apiaceae
Exons: 1
Coding region: 1-408 (135 amino acids)
Source: RefSeq, a predicted model, not a curated record
AUGGAAAUAUUUUCAUCAAGCUCGUUGAGUGGAAGCUCCAAAAGAUAUCGCCGUAAGUCCAGCCCGACGGGAUACAACGCAACAUUCGAAGCACGUCGUAAGAGCAUGAAGACAGUAACGCUAGGAGGUAGUCCCAAGCGGAGUUGGAGGAUGAAAAGUGUGCCAAAAUUGAAGUUUAAGUUAAUAUUAUCGUCGCCUAUGAGGCUAUGGAGGAAACUAAAGAACCGGUACAUGAACUUGAUGCUUAAUAUCGGAAGCUCGAGUUCUGCAAAUGGUUUCGGAGAGAAAAGAGUACCAAAGGCUCGUCAAUCUUCUAGGGUUAGUAGCAGUAAUACUGAGUUCGAUAAUAGGCUCGUUUUCGAAAUUUACAAGUCCUUGGUCACUUCUCAUGAACUGGCUACUAAUUGA